AUGACUCCUUCGAAGCGCCCUCAUAGCGCAGAUUCUGAUGUCGAAGUUGUUGAUACUCCCUUAAACUCGUCUAGGACUCCUGCUAUGGUUAGGCGUUCUGAUCGGCUUCAGAAAUCUCCUACUGCUGGUGCGUCAACCGGUCCUUCCUAUAUUUUGUUUGGUUCUAGGAAGGGUCGUCUCUUCGAUCCAAGUAAUACUGGUCAGUCGUCGACGCCUUUUCGCUCAAAGAAGAGUUCUCUUGAUGGCGAUUUCGUGCCCUGGUCGGUCCCUAAGAAUGCUUGGGAUAAUAUUAAAACUCUGGAGAUUAUUCGCAUGGAGCUUCGUCGCUACCUUUACAUUGUUAACAACCGCAUCGAAGCUCUAAAUCCUAGAGAGCCUUCUCCUAAUACGUUUUGGGACACCGUAGCAGAGUCCUAUAAGGAUAUUGAGGUUGGGUUGGAACUGGAUAAGUUAAAAGAUAAAUACCUCUUUGUUCGGGAUUUGCGUAGCUUCUUCGUGGACAGUAAUUAG
This is a messenger RNA of Aspergillus tanneri, 510 nucleotides long. RefSeq lists its product as uncharacterized. Bases 1 to 510 code for a protein of 169 amino acids. NCBI's taxonomy places the organism in Eukaryota, Fungi, Ascomycota, Eurotiomycetes, Eurotiales, Aspergillaceae. The transcript has 2 exons. The record is from RefSeq and is a predicted model, not a curated record.